AUGUUUUCCCUGCGCCAGCUGAGUGGGAAGGACGUGGGGCCGUACUUCUACAUCGGAGGGGGGAACGGGGGGCACCUGGUAGAGGACCUGUUAGUGCGGAUGGGCUGGCUGAGAAUCCAUGACAAGAACAGGGAGGACUUCAAACUCAAGUGGGUCGAGACUAAGAACCACAUCAACUACUACUGCUUCAAAGAAGGAGAGCAGCUGGUGAACAGAAUCCCCAACAAUGCCAUCCUGACCACUAAGAUUGGCCUGCUCAACAGUCUCCGUGAGUACGAGAGGGUCAUGGCCAAGGUCAAGAAAGGGCGCUACUGCAGACAUCUGAAGAUGGGAGACUUUUUUCCCGAGAGUUUCCGACUGGAUGUGAGAGACGAUCGGGAGGCUUUCUUCAACACUUAUCAAGAGGGUGAAACGUGGAUCUGUAAGCCAACAGGAAUGAAUCGUGGACGGGGAAUUUUCUUCAUCUCCAGCCAGGAGGAGGUGACGGCGCUACAAGAGCGGCUCGAGAUGAUGACACAGAACCGACAGAGGGCGCGCCUCCCCUUCAAGGGGCCCAUGGCUCGCAUCAUACAGAGAUACGUGAACAAGCCUCUGCUGCUGGAUGGAAAGAAGUUUGACAUCCGAGUGUACAUGCUGAUCGCCUGCACCAACCCUUACGUGGUGAUGUACCACCCCGGGUAUGUCCGACUCUGUGUGCAGGACUACAGCGCCGAAGAUCUCAAUGUCACCGCUCACCUAACCAAUCAGUGGAUUCAGAAGAAGGACCCGAACUAUGAGGAGGUGAAAGAUGAGACAGUCUGGUCCAUGGAACACCUGAAUGACUACAUCAACGAGACCCUGGCUGAUGACAAGGGGCUGCCACAGGACUGGGUGUUCAAUGGCCUCACGCGGAGAAUGAAGGAUAUCAUGUUACACUGCUUCCACAGCGUCAGACACAAGAUCCAAUGUCGCCUCGGCUACUUCGACCUCUACGGCAUCGACUUCCUCCUGGAUGAAGACAUGAAGGUGUACCUGUUGGAGAUCAAUGUGAACCCAGCUCUGCACACCAACUGUGAGGUCCUACAGGACGUCAUACCUCCUCUGGUGGAGGAGACUGUCAACGUGAGCCUGGACACGUUUGAGAAGAGCAGAAAGAACCAGUCCAUCCUGCCGCUCACCAGCAUGAAGAACUUCCAGAUCAUCUACAACGGAGACCCCAGCCUGCACCUACCCAAGAUACCUCCUGCACGGGGGCCAGAGGUCACAUAUCCCAGGUCACAGGUCACACCAAGAAAGACAAAGAGUGCGGCCCCUCCCAGAAGAAGACCCAUCACCAAACCACCUGGGGAGGGGGGCGCGGCUGAGAGCAACUCCACCGACCCUAAAGCCACCACCACAGCACCAAACAGUGUUAAAACCGCACAGCCCUCUAGCACCAAGCCUGCAACGUCUUCCACCUCACAAGACGCUACGUCCAAGACAGGGCCAGACGGAAGAAGGUCGACCUUCAAACCUGGCAUCCUCAAGUUUGCAGCUUCCCCUCCUCCGAAAAACUCGGCCAAGGUUCCUUGUACGGGAGUUAAGACGCGCUACACGACUGUGAAUAAGACAGUCCUGUUGCCACCGGGAAGUAAGGCGGCGUCAGCCACGGUUAAACCUGUUAGUGUAUCUACGCAGACGACGGAACUUGCUCAGAACAAUCCGGAAGCAAGUUAUGAAGUAAGCGAGAAGGGAGAAGGUUAGGACAUGUAUAUUAUUAGAUAAGUCAGGCCACAGUUAAGAGUUUCUCAGAUUUAAAAGGAAUUGAAAUUGGAAGAUAAAACAUGUAGGCCUGGGCUCGAAUUCCUUUUUUUUCUGCAUACAUGUACCUGCACAGGUGCAGGUAGCACUGAAAAUUACCUGCACCAGACACAUUUAAACUGAACCACUCUGAAUUUAUGAAGUAUGGAUCAUACUAAAAUUGUUCAGGAACCAUUGUUUUUUUUCUUCUAU
Messenger RNA from Branchiostoma floridae (Florida lancelet), 1971 nucleotides. Its product is annotated as protein polyglycylase TTLL10-like. Bases 1 to 1722 code for a protein of 573 amino acids. The transcript is spliced from 12 exons. Gene Ontology annotation, molecular function: metal ion binding; ATP binding. NCBI's taxonomy places the organism in Eukaryota, Metazoa, Chordata, Leptocardii, Amphioxiformes, Branchiostomatidae. Gene Ontology annotation, biological process: protein modification process. The record is from RefSeq and is a predicted model, not a curated record.